Molecule: messenger RNA, 2002 nt
Organism: Paralichthys olivaceus (Japanese flounder)
Lineage: Eukaryota; Metazoa; Chordata; Actinopteri; Pleuronectiformes; Paralichthyidae
Source: RefSeq, a predicted model, not a curated record
CUCCAGCCUCAUCGAAAGAAGAAGUCGUUCAUUGAGAAGAAGAAGGCCGUGACCUUUCACCUCGUCCACAGGAGUCAGAAGGAUCCGCUGGCCGCAGAUGAGACGGCGCCGCAGCACGUCCUCCUGCCCGCCAUCAAGGUGGAGGCGGAGAAGAGACGCAAGGAGCAGAGGGAUUUUGGUGUUUUCUACGAUGACGACUACAAUUACCUGCAGCACCUGAAGGAGGCUUCGGGCCCGUCUGAGCUGGUGGCGGCGGCGGCGGCCAACCCCCCCAACACCAACAGACGUCCUCUUCACCUACGUGAUGAAGAUGAGCAGAACGAGGAGGAGGAGGGUGACACGGACCAGGCACCUCCUGCCGCCACCAUCAACCUGCCCUCGUCUGUGUUCGCCUCAGAGUUUGAGGAGGAGGUUGGACUCCUUAACAAAGCUGCUCCUAUCUCAGGACCUCGUCUGGACAUGGACCCCGACAUCGUGGCUGCUCUCGACGAAGACUUCGACUACGACGACCCUGACAACAUCCUGGACGAUGACUUUAUGAUCCGAGCAAACGCAGCGAGCAGAGCUGUGGACACGAAAGGUGACAUGGAUGAAGAUGAUGAUGAUGAGUGGGAGGACACGGACGAGGAUAGCGACUUGGACUCUGAGGGAGGAUUUUCGGGCGAUGAGGACGGCCGCGGGCGAGAGUUUCUGUUCAUGGACGAGGAGACAAAGAGUCGAUUCACAGAGUACUCCAUGACGUCGUCUGUGAUGAGGAGGAACGAGCAGCUAUCUCUGCUCGACGACCGCUUUGAGAAGUUUUACGAACAGUUCGAUGACGACGAGAUCGGAGCUUUGGACAACGCCGAGCUGGAGGGCUUCAUCAACCCGGACAGUGCUCGUCUGGAGGAGGUCAUAAAAGACUAUUUCAAACAGAAACAGAACGAUUUCCUGAGGCCUGAUGACUUGGGUCCAAAGGAGCUUCCUGUCGUGAGAGAGGAGGACGAAGAUGAGGAGGAGGAAGAGGAGAUGGAAACUGUUGUUGUCCAGGCUCCAGAAGAGAAGUGGGACUGUGAAACCAUCAUCAGUACGUACUCCAACAUUUACAACAGACCCAAAGUCAUUGCAGAUCCACCAAAGCCGAAGACGAUCCGUGUGUCCAGCAAGACGGGCAUCCCGUUGGACGUCCUCCCCGCCAGAGGCCUGACAGCCAAGCAGGCGGAGCGCAUGACGAUGAUCAACGACUCGGACCUUCCCCGCGUCUCCACCCAGCCCCGGAGUAAAGAGGAGAGCAAAGAGGAGAGAAAGUCAAGGAAAAUGGCCGUCAAAGACGAACGCAAGGAGAGGAGGGCCGAGAAGAAAGCCAACAAGGUGGCGUUCAAGGAAGAGAAGGUCCGACAGCAGAAGCAGAUGCUGAACCUGAGGACAAACAUUCAAGGCCUGAAGCUUUAGUAACGGACGGGCGGAGCUCCGCCCACACAGACUCUUAACCCGUCAAUGAUGUCAUCAGUCGACAGGAUGGCAAACCCCUCCCCCCACAAACACGAGAGGACGGGGGGGGGCGGGGACUCUGGGUUUAUCAACGUGGAGCCGAGAAGUUUUCUCAAAUCAGCACGAGAUAAAAACCGAUGAAGUGAAUCUUGUGACUGUUUGAAAUUCAGGAUUAAUAAAACGCUGCCUGUCGAGCUCGAGGCUUUCGUCUUAUGCUUAUGUUUGUGUCUCGUCGAUGAUCCGUGAUAAUGAUUCAAGUUUGUCAGGUUUUUUUCUUGGCUGCUGCUCAAGUCAAACCCCGUCUCUCAGUCGCUCUGCCGACAGUCUCCUCUUCCCUGAACUGGAUCUGUUCCGUCCUCCCACGAAGUGUCGGAGACAUUUGUUCAGUUGUUUUUGUAGAAUCCUGCUGAGUGUGUGUUAAACGGUCUCAUUUACCUCGAGUCAUCAUCGCUGAACAAACACUUUAAAUACGUUUGGAGAAUAUUUCUGUGUUGUUCGUGUUUAUGGAAAAAUUAAAAACACUUUAGUACGA